UAUACUACUAUGUCUGACAGCGAAGCCCCUUCUACCACUACUACACUCUACGUCUCCCCUAUUGCUGAUCCUCUUAUGGGAGGCAAGUUGAAUGCUCGCGCUAUGAAACUCGUCAAGAAAGCUGCUACGUCAAAGUGUAUUCGCCGCGGCGUGCCUGAGGUCCUUAAGGCUGUUAGGAAGGGUCAAAAGGGUAUGAUACUACUGGCCGCUGACGUGUACCCGGUCGAUGUCAUUUCCCAUGUGCCAGCUUAUUGCGAGAAGAAUGGUAUCGCCUACGCGUACGUCCCGUCGAGGCAGGUGUUGGGUACUGCUUGCCAGACUAAGAGAGCUGCAUCUGUGGUGUUGGUCGUCGAGCCUAAGGACGACUCUACUUACACCAAGACUUACGAGCAGGUUCACAAGGGAAUCUUGGCUAUCAACCCCUACUUGUAAAGAUGCGGAUGAGGGAGAACGUUAUAUUGAGAUAGUUAGCGAAGUUGGUAUCAACCACUUGAAUAACGCUUUCUACCAUU
Molecule: messenger RNA, 512 nt
Organism: Perkinsus marinus ATCC 50983
Lineage: Eukaryota; Perkinsozoa; Perkinsida; Perkinsidae
Exons: 5
Coding region: 10-432 (140 amino acids)
Biological process (GO): snRNA pseudouridine synthesis; rRNA pseudouridine synthesis
Cellular component (GO): box H/ACA snoRNP complex; nucleolus
Molecular function (GO): box H/ACA snoRNA binding
Source: RefSeq, a predicted model, not a curated record